Messenger RNA from Oreochromis aureus, 1172 nucleotides. RefSeq names its product Fc receptor-like protein 3. Bases 3 to 812 code for a protein of 269 amino acids. Gene Ontology annotation, molecular function: transmembrane signaling receptor activity. Lineage: Eukaryota; Metazoa; Chordata; Actinopteri; Cichliformes; Cichlidae. Gene Ontology annotation, biological process: cell surface receptor signaling pathway. The transcript has 7 exons. The record is from RefSeq and is a predicted model, not a curated record.
ACAUGGAGAUCAAAUUUCCCACCAUCAGACUCUUAUUUUCAGUGAUGAAUGUUCUGUUGCUGUUGGUUAUAGUAGCUGAAGUCAGUGACUCUCAAACACACAAUUCAGGUUUUCCUCAAGUUGUUCCAAACAGACAGCAGUUCUUUCAAUCAGAGCCUAUCACUAUCAGCUGUGAAGGGCUAAAUGGGCGGACUGGAUGGAGAGUGAUGAAAAAGAUAAAUGGAGAAGUUAGAACAUGUGCUUCAACCUGGGAAACAUCGACUGGACCUUGCAAAAUUUUUAAUGCAUAUCCAUCAACUGACAGUGGAGAAUACUGGUGUGAAAUGGGAGGAAUACAAAAAAGCAACACUGUCAACAUCACUGUAACUGAUUUAGAGAGUCAUGUGAUCCUGGAGGUUCCUGCCCAUCCUGUGAUGCAGGGAGAAAACGUGACCUUGCAUUGUAGAAAAAAGGAUGCAAACUCCAACUACACUGCAAAAUUCUAUAAAAAUGGCAUCUCCAUUGGGAGCAGCUCAUCAGGAAACAUAAUGAUUCCUACUGUGUCCAAAUCUGAUGAAGGACUCUACAAAUGUAGCAUUGCUGAUGCUGGAGAAUCACCAGAGAGCUGGCUAACUGUUGGAACAGGUCAUCCUACAGUGCCUUACUUAGAGAUCUACCUGGGGCUCGGCAUUGGUUUGGGUGUUUUAUUGCUGGUCAUUCUGCUCAUACUGGCAGGACUGUUUCAACAUCAUAAACAUCAACAAACCAUCAGAAGUCACACAGAAGACACAUCUUUAACACCAAGUGCUCAAAAUUCUCCUGUCUCCAUCUAGUCUCCCUCUUCUGCACAAACAGGUCUCAAAAAAAGAGCUGAAUGAAGACAAAAUCACAUCUGAGUGAAAGUGAAGACAUUUAUCACAUAUUGUUAUUGCAAUUGAACAAGCUUUACAUCAUCUGCUGAAUAUAUAACUAAACUAUAAAGUGCUAACAUGCUAAAAAAUGAUUCUGUCUCUUAUAUAGAAAGUUAAAAUUAAACUACUUGUUUCUUCUGCAAUUUUUGCUUGUGCAUGAAUGCGGUUUAAGAGAAAAGAGUUGCUGCAGGUCAUUUCUUCUAAACAGCAGGUUCUCACUGUGGUUACUAUUAUAAAUGUGUUGCUUUGUUUUCCAAAACAGAGCAGUGAAAUACACUUGCA